Penicillium lagena is the source of this 951-nucleotide messenger RNA. RefSeq lists its product as uncharacterized. Bases 1 to 951 code for a protein of 316 amino acids. NCBI's taxonomy places the organism in Eukaryota, Fungi, Ascomycota, Eurotiomycetes, Eurotiales, Aspergillaceae. The transcript has 3 exons. The record is from RefSeq and is a predicted model, not a curated record.
AUGAUCGCUUCAGCUGGGAACCUUUCUUCUCUCACGGAGGACCAGAAGCAGCAUUGGAUGGAACAUGGAUUUCUCAAGGUAGAGGGAUGCUUUUCUCGCGAGGCCGCCGAACAGUUCACCUCCUCUUUAUGGACUCGUCUGGGUGCCUCACCCGACGACAAAUCCACGUGGCCCACUGAGAAGUUGAACAUGCCAGCCCACUCUCACGUGCGUAUUGAGGACUUAGCACCGAAGGCGUGGGAUGUCAUGUGCGAGCUCGUCGGCGGCGAAGAUAGGAUAGCAGACUGGUGCAAAACUUGGAGGGAUGGUUGGAUUGUCAACUUCGGAAAGCCAGAGUUCAAACCCACCGAUCCGCUGGACUUUCGCACGCUUGAUAACUGGCACAAUGACGGAGACUUCUUCGUGCAUUUCCUAGAUAGUGGAGAGCAGGCACUCCUGGUCAUCCCGCUGUUCAGUGACAUUGAGCCCAAGGGCGGUGGCACGGUUAUCUGCACCGAUGGAAUCGGCCUAGUGGCGAAGCACAUGUACGACCAUCCAGGCGGAACUACUCCGUUCCUUGCCCCCCACGGCUCACCGGACCUAGAAGGCCCGGAGCGUCGCAGUCAGUGGAUGAAGUGGAUCAGCGACCCAAAGGCCACGCGCGAUGAAUCUUUCCAUGAAGUGACCGGCAAGGUCGGCGACGUGUAUUUCCUACACCCCUUGAUGCUGCACUCUGCCUCUCGGAACCUGCUCGGAACCGUGCGAGUUAUCACGAACCCACCUGUUGCGGUCAAGGAGCCCUUCAAUUUCAACCGUUCGGACCCCAACGAAUACAGUCUUGUUGAGAAAAAGACGCUUCGAGAUCUAGGUAGGCCUGAGGGUCUGCCUGAGUGGAGGAUCACAGCACCUCGCGAGAUGCUCACACCAGGUCGGUUAAAGCACAGGACGAUCUUGACCGCCGACUUCUGCUAA